GACAUACCAAGUUGAUCCAUUUUCUCCCCACAAACACACAUGGAAAAAAAAAAAAAUUCCUAUUGCUCAUUUUGCCUCCCUAAUCUCUUUCUCUGUCUGUGACUCACUCUGGUUCUCUUCACCAUACCCAGUUGACCCAUGCUUUGGCUAUGCGACUUCUCUUCCCAGUCUUGCUUUGGUUCACCUUAGAAUUCAAUAACAACAAGCAUUCAUCGAAGCACAAUUCCUCUCAAAGACCAAUCGCAAUCAUCUCCAAAGAACUCCAAGAGAUCCAAAUCAACCCAUCUCACGCCCUACCUCACUGCAUCCCAAAAAACCCCAAGCUCCAAUUCUUGACCCCUCACACAAAUCAAACCCCUGGACGUUGCGGUGGGACGCUGGUGGUAGAGAAAAAGAAAGAAAUGAAGAUGGUAGAUGAUGGGUCAGAAUCAGCAGUGUCAUCUGUAACAGCAGUGAGUGAAGAGGAGGAGCUGGAUCAUCACCUGCUUGCGGCACCCAACAGCGAUGUGGCAUUUCUGAAGGAAAAACCAGUGAGGCUAGCAAAAGAGUUCCUCUAA
This is a messenger RNA of Ilex paraguariensis (yerba mate), 557 nucleotides long. The record is from the annotation of a GenBank genome assembly. Lineage: Eukaryota; Viridiplantae; Streptophyta; Magnoliopsida; Aquifoliales; Aquifoliaceae.